GCCUUUAUUCGGUGGGGUAAAGAAGGAAUUAUGCCGGUGGCGAAAAGAUGUGCCCUACUUUGGAUAUCCCUGCGUUGAAUGUCUAAGGAGCUCCAGCUACUCCUGAGCCAUGUCGCAGAUGUUGCACAUAGAGAUUCCCAACUUUGGGAACACCGUCUUGGGCUGCCUCAACGAGCAGCGGCUGCUGGGGCUCUACUGCGACGUCUCCAUCGUGGUCAAGGGCCAGGCCUUCAAGGCACACCGGGCGGUGCUGGCUGCUAGCAGCCUCUACUUCCGAGACUUGUUCAGCGGCAACAGCAAAAAUGCCUUCGAGCUGCCAGGUACCGUGCCACCGGCGUGCUUCCAGCAGAUCCUCUCCUUCUGCUACACCGGGAAGCUCACCAUGGCCGCGAGCGAGCAGCUGGUGGUGAUGUACACCGCCGGCUUCCUGCAGAUCCAGCACAUCGUCGAGAAAGGGACGGACCUGAUGUUCAAAGUGAGCUCCCCGCACUGUGACUCGCAAACGGCCAUGAUCGAAGACCCCAGCUCGGAGCCGCAGAGCCCCUGCACCCAGCUGCAGGCCGCCUCAGCACCCUACGUCAUGUCCCCCUCCAUGCCCAUCCCGCUCGCCGCCGGCCCGCUCAAGCUUUCGCGCGUCUCCUACUACGGCGUGCCCAGCCUGGCCACCCUCCUGCCCACCGUGCAGCAGGUGCAGUACUCGCAGGGCGAACGGACCAGCCCCGGCGCCAGCAGCCUCCCCACCACCGACAGCCCCACCUCCUACCACAAUGAGGAGGACGAGGAGGAUGACGAGGCCUACGACACCAUGGUGGAGGAGCAGUACGGGCAGAUGUACAUCAAGUCCUCGGGAGGAUACUCUGUUGCUCAAGAAAAGCCAGAACAGAUUCCACUAGAGAAUCGUUCCUGCGUCCUCAUACGAAGGGAUCUAGUUGCUCUCCCAGCCAGUCUCAUCAGUCAAAUCGGAUAUCGUUGUCACCCAAAACUCUACUCGGAGGGAGAUCCUGGAGAAAAACUUGAGCUCGUCGCAGGCUCGGGCGUUUACAUCACUCGGGGGCAGCUGAUGAAUUGCCACUUGUGUGCUGGCGUCAAGCAUAAGGUUCUUCUGAGACGUCUUCUGGCCACUUUCUUUGAUCGGAACACACUCGCCAACAGCUGUGGGACUGGGAUCCGGUCGUCCACGAGCGACCCCAGCAGGAAGCCCCUGGACAGCAGGGUCCUCAACGCCGUGAAACUGUAUUGUCAGAAUUUUGCCCCAAGCUUUAAGGAAAGCGAGAUGAAUGUCAUAGCAGCCGAUAUGUGCACCAACGCCCGCCGAGUCCGCAAGCGCUGGCUUCCGAAGAUUAAGUCCAUGCUGCCGGAAGGGAUGGAGAUGUACCGCACAGUCAUGGGCUCCACCACAAACAGUGUCCCCCUGGAUCCCGAGUUCCAGCCCAACACUGCUCAGGUCUUUGAGCAGCGCAUCUAUGCAGAACGGAGGAGCGAGUCAGGAACUAUAGUAGCUCUGAGAACUAAUACAGUGAACGUAGAUCUAAGCAAUGGCUCCAACCAGUCCUUUGAACAGAGCGAGGAUGCCGAAGGGGCUGGCUCUGUUAUACAAGAGGCAGCUGCCACGGAUGCGAUGGCAUCAGAUACCCAAAGCACUCCACAACCUUUUGAACAAGGUUCGGGCUCCACUAGCCGGCCAGAAACUCCGGUGAGAAGACAAGAUGGUACUUACGGAGGGACUUUAUAAAGAGAGCAAACAUUUUGUGACCUAUAAGGGAUCUGUAAUACUAAAGCUGCUUGCAUGCAUUACUAAUACAAAACAAAAAUGUGAUCAAGCCACUUACCUACUGAACU
Struthio camelus australis is the source of this 1839-nucleotide messenger RNA. The record is from RefSeq and is a predicted model, not a curated record. NCBI's taxonomy places the organism in Eukaryota, Metazoa, Chordata, Aves, Struthioniformes, Struthionidae.